UUUUUCACCUGAACAGGUAAAAGCUCACCUGUAUGAAGGUAGAAAAGUUUACAAUAACAAAGAUAGCAAGACAGGACCUCACCCAAAUGCCUUUAUCUUGACAGCUGAACUAGACAAUUUCGCAGAUUUCGUGCGAGAAAAUCAGAACCAUGGGUGAGGAAAACGAGUUGACCCGUAUCUACCAUAUUCAGUAUGUUAGGAAUUCCAGGGCAAUCACUGUGGUAUGGGCCAUUUUCACUAUUUGCUUUGCCAUUCUGAAUAUUGUUGCUUUCAUACAACCUCAGUGGCUUGGAUACACAGAGAAAUCACUGAAUGCUGGAUAUUUUGGACUGUAUGAAGUGUGUACCAUUUUGACAGGUGGAGAACUGUCGUGUGAUGGAGACUUUUUAGACUUCACAACCAUUUUGAACGAUUCUUUUAGAGCAGCCAGUAUGCUUGUUGGAAUCUCUGCUCUCUUGUUUGUCCUGGCCAUCAUCUGUCUCCUGCUCUUCUUCUUCCUGAGAGCUUCAACAGUAUUGAAAGUCUGUGGUUGGCUUCAGAUGUUGGCAGGUAUUUGUAUGGGAAUUGCAUGUAUUGUAUACCCAAGUGGAUGGGAUGAUGUCAAAGUUCAAGCUGUAUGUGGCCAACAGGCUGGAAAAUACCAACUAGGAUGGUGUGAGAUGAGAUGGGCUUUUAUCCUCAGCAUUGUUUUGAUCUUUGAUGCCUUCAUUCUGGCCAUCCUUGCAUUCUUCUUAGCAGCCAAACAAGCUGAUUUAUUACCAAAACAGCAAAAGGAAAAACAAAAGACAUUCAGUAAUUUGAAUUACAGUUGGGGACAAGAAGACACAAAAGAGGGAUUUAUUAAUGGUGGAUUUACAGCAGAGUCCUUUGGAAGACAAUCCAAUGUCAGUAGUAUGCAACAAAACACAUCAUCUGAUCAGUCAGAGGUCAAGGCUGUCUUUAGGUCAAGGACAAGUAGCCAGGGGUCAAAGCAAGGAGGAAGUGAAUAUGGAGAAGAUAUUAAACUUUAAAUGUGAUUCUGCUGUAUUUACCAUUGUUUAAUCAAUCCACAUGUUUGAUUAGUUGAAAUUUUACAAAAAAUUAGUGUGUGUUUGGAAAAAAAAAUCAAUAUAGGACACAGUUAACAGUACAAUUUAUGAAUUGGUUGAAAAUUUGUUAUUUUUAAAUUUAGUAGAAUUUGAAUAGCAAUAUCCAUAUUUUACUUAUGAUAUGGAAUAAAUAUUCAAUAGAUGUUAAUUUUAUGUAUUGGAUGCAACUAAAUAAAUUUAACAUAUCUUGCCAUAAAAUUUGAACAUAUUAUUAUAGACAGUACCAUAUAUUCUUUAUUUUCAUACAUGUGGCUAUUAAUGUCUGGUCAUAAGAAGUAGAAAAGUCCAAAUGACAUAUUACAUUCAUGAUAUUAUAAAGGGUAUUUUUACUUAAACUGUAAAUUUUUGUUUUUAAUUAUUACAUGGUAAAUAUGGUGUUUAUCUUAGUGCUUUUCACAAAAUCUAUAAAAAAUGAACUUUAAAAGUUCCUAAUUUGUGAUUUUUCUGAAUUACAUGAAAAUGAAAUAAGAUCUCUAGUUAAAAGUUCCUGUAUGAUACAAGUCAAAUUGAUCAACAAAUAUUAGUAUGAGCAAACUUUGUAUUUAUAUUUUUUUAAAGUGUGUAUGUACUUGUUAUAUGAAAUUAUUUGUGUAGUUUGAAAUGUUUUUGAUCAUGUUCAUGCUAGAGUUGAUUAAUUGGAUUUUGCUAGCAGUUGGUGUUAAAACUGGCAGGAAUUUCUUUCAAAAAAUAAAUUUCUGUCUUUGUAAAUUGAAAGAAUCUGUCUAUAAUUUUAAGGUUUGUUACUUUAACUAUAAACAAAUAUUUUAUUUUCGUAGUUUCAGGAAGAAAUUAUGUUCAAGUGAUAAUUUUCAUAAUAUACUUCCUUGAGUUUGAAAGACCAUUGAUUAUCUGUUUAUAAAUAUUUUGCCUAUGACGUCGUUGAUGUUUACAUUGACAACUUCACAUGUGCCCUUAGUUUCUGAUGAUAAUUUUCUAUCUCAAGCAAGUAGCACGAUAUGAAAAAAUUUCACAAAAAAGAUCAAAGGAAAAAUACACAAAAUAGUGAUAAUUUUGAUGAUAUACAUUUGUACUAUUUUUUAGAACCUAUAUUAGUACCAUCUAAAACCAUACAAAUAUUACCACAUUGAAAUACAAGACAAUUAAUACCAGUAAACUUGUAACAAACAUACUAAUGAAAAUUAGAUGUUGCAAAAUUGAAUACUACAUUUAUUGUAAUGAAUCAAAUCUCAAAAUUGUUGAUGUUGAUAUUAAAGUGUUGAUGAUUUCCUGUCAGGUAAACCUUUUGAAAAACUAAAAUGCAAAAACCAAUCAUAAUUUAUAUAUAAAUCACUAUAUGAUCAUUCAAAUUAGUUGUUUUGAAUAUAAUAAUAUUUGUUUUGAUUUUAUAUAUUGAUUACAUGUUUAUUUAUAAAUAAACUAUUUAUACAAUU
Molecule: messenger RNA, 2479 nt
Organism: Mytilus californianus (California mussel)
Lineage: Eukaryota; Metazoa; Mollusca; Bivalvia; Mytilida; Mytilidae
Product: LHFPL tetraspan subfamily member 4 protein-like
Exons: 4
Coding region: 150-1010 (286 amino acids)
Biological process (GO): sensory perception of sound
Cellular component (GO): plasma membrane
Source: RefSeq, a predicted model, not a curated record